AUGCGUACAACCCGCAAGGUGUCGGUGUGGCCGGUGGGGCUGGUUGGAGGACGACGGUAUGAACGCCCAGUCGUGGAAAACGGCAAAGUCGUUGGCUGGUACACAGGCUGGAGAGCUGACAGGCCCUUUGCUAUUGACAUGGCAGGAUUUGCUGUGAGUCUCCAGGUGAUUCUGUCGCAUCCGAAAGCCGUAUUCAAACGUCGCGGUUCUCAACCGGGAAUGCAAGAAUCUGAUUUCCUGAAACAGAUAACAACAGUGGACGAACUGGAGCCAAAAGCAAACAACUGCACAAAGGUUCUUGUAUGGCACACGCGAACAGAGAAAGUAAACCUAGCUAACGAGCCAAAAUACCACCUGGACACAGUCAAUAUCGAGGUGUGA
Messenger RNA from Apaloderma vittatum (bar-tailed trogon), 381 nucleotides. Its product is annotated as galactosylgalactosylxylosylprotein 3-beta-glucuronosyltransferase 2. NCBI's taxonomy places the organism in Eukaryota, Metazoa, Chordata, Aves, Trogoniformes, Trogonidae. Gene Ontology annotation, molecular function: galactosylgalactosylxylosylprotein 3-beta-glucuronosyltransferase activity. The record is from RefSeq and is a predicted model, not a curated record. Gene Ontology annotation, cellular component: Golgi membrane. Gene Ontology annotation, biological process: chondroitin sulfate proteoglycan biosynthetic process; carbohydrate metabolic process. The annotation marks the transcript as partial. The transcript has 3 exons.